UAUCUAUUUGUUCCUUUCGUAAAACUAUAGUCUAUAACCAUCUUCGUCUCGCAAUUACAUUUCACAACCUCUCUUCCCCGAGUUCUCCAAUUUACCAUCAUAACGCGCAAAAAAUAAUGACCAGUUCUUCUUCUGCUGUAGCUCGCAAGGCUCUCAGUAAGAUUGCCUGCAAUAGGCUUCAGAAGGAACUCGUCGAGUGGCAGGUUAAUCCUCCCACUGGUUUCAAACACAGAGUCACUGACAAUCUCCAGAGGUGGGUUGUUGAAGUGACUGGUGCUCCUGGGACACUUUAUGCCAAUGAAACCUAUCAGCUUCAAGUUGACUUUCCCGAGCAUUAUCCCAUGGAAGCUCCACAGGUCAUUUUUUUGCAUCCAGCUCCAUUGCAUCCCCAUAUCUACAGCAAUGGGCAUAUUUGUCUAGGACAAGGAGAUGGAAACGGAUCCUCUCAUUUAAAGUGGGAAAAGGGCUCUCAUUUUAAUUGGAUCUUCAUCAUUCAAGAAUGACCCCAAAAAAAUGUCAUUCAUGAAAGGCACACAGCAUAAAGCACCUUCAUUACCAUCAACCCAAAUGCCAUUUCCUUCUUCCUUUUAUGCAUCAGACUGUUAGAGCUUCAUGCGGUGUGAAUAGGUUUUGCUGUUUCAAUUUGUCUUUUGUAUUCCUAAGCUUGCUAAUGCACGAGGGAGAAGAAAAAGGACUCUUACUCCUCUAGUUUUAUUUAUAGGAUAGAAAGAGAAUGUUUGUUUCGUUCUUUUUUAUAAGACACCUCAAUGAUUAUUUUGUUCAUCUUUACUAUUUUGUCCUAUUAAAUAUAAGGAAGUUUAUUAAAUACUAGAGUAUUUUAUUUUAAAGUAGGUAUAUUUAAUAGGAGUAAAGUUAAAAACUUGCUGAAUUUUUAAACAGAGUUAUAAUGAGGUUAAGGUUUUCCUUGGUUUCAAUGAAAAUAAUGGAAGUGAUACAUAAAUAGGAUUAGAGGAGUAACUUUUAUCUACUCCACUCUUGAGAAAUUGAGAAAAGUGGAGUAGAUAAAAGUGUUAAUGGUGGUAUCAAGAGUGGAGUAGAUAAAAGUGUUAAUGGUGGUACCCUUCUUUUCUUUGUUAGCCAUGGAAAGAACUAGAUGAAAGUGUUUAGAAAUAGAGAAUUUGACAAACAAAGUUUAACAGUGAAAGUGACGUUUCAUUUAAUUCCAAACUCUAAUCUAUUGUUUUCUACUGUCUGGAGCAGUCUGCCUGCUAAAAGACGGAAGUUACAGCAUCCACAAGGGCUGUGUCAAAAAUUGUUAGCUUCCAAGUGCAUCGGGUGCUGUUUCACUCGCAAAGAUAAUCUAACUUACCUUAGACAUGUACAACAGCAAAGCAAUGGGAACCAAGAUAUUUUGGGGAAGUUGAAAUAGAAACCUUAGAUCUCAACAAUCCACCACUUGGGUGUUGGGAUUUUUCACUCACUGACACGAUCAAAUUAUGCUUUCUUUUGCACGGUUUUGAUCAUAGCCUUAUAUUCCCCAAAAAAACAAAAAAAAUCAGAGAGAGAGAGAGAGAGAGAAAUAAGAAGUAGAAACCUCAGAACGGUGACCCACUGGUGAGGGAGAAAAAAUACCCAAUUGGAAGAAGGUAAAGGAUAGCAAUCGUGUUGGUGAGAAUGAAAUGGAAACUAUAAAAAACGUGAUUGAAAAAGUAGUGAUUGAAAAAAGCUGCAUGUUACUGGCUCAUGAAGCUGCAUUGCGUGAGAACAAGACGGCCAUGGCAUUUUGGUUGGUUUAAACGAAAGUGCUUUCUCUUCUUGGGUGCCUUACAUUUUUUAUAUCAUUACAUUAUGCAGAUGAGAAUGUUACGAUGGAUGUGUGGACAUACACGUAAAGAUAAAAUUCGAAAUGAGCACGUACGCGAAAAAGUGAGGGUGGCACCUAUUGAGGAAAAAAUGAUAGAAAAUUGAUUGAGAUAGUUUAGGCAUGUACAAAGAAGACCAAGGGAGGCACCAGUGAGAAGAGUGGAACAUAUAACUUUGAGUCCGAUUAAGAGAGGUAGAGGAAGGCCUAAGAGAACACUCUUAGAAGUUAUUGAAUGCAAUCUCUUAAUUAAUAAUAUUCCUAAAAGCUUGAUAAAUGAUAGAGCACAAUGGCGUCUUGCAAUCCAUGUAGCCGACCCCACCUAGUGGGAUAAAGGCUUAUUGUUGUUUGUUUGUUGUUUACAUUAUGCAGAUGCUGGAGAUUCAACUAAAAUGAGAAUGCGUUUCCUGCUUAAAAAUGAAAGGAUUCAUUUUCCAAAGGAGAUAGCAAAACCAUGGUGUUACUGGGGAACAUUAAGAAGUUUUCACUGCGGUUUUUUCCAUUUUAGAACUUUUCUCUAUUAUUUUCUAGUCUGUUUUUCUUUUGUGCUUUUUCUGCUGGUUUUUAGUGACAUGAGUUUAUUAUGUUGUUUGCCCAUUUUAUUCUUUUCCCUAUUCAUUAUGAGAAGUAACCGUGUGUUUUGUUACUGUGAAAUGGUCAAACCUUUCUAUAAAUUCUAUGUAGAUGUUCAAAUAUGAGAUGUUGUCAUAUAGCUCUGUUUAGAGUUUGCUGAGUCUGAGGGGGGAAGGAAGGUUGGAAUGCAUUCUUUUCUCCACCAACUUAAAGUUUGUUGAUGAUCUUGAUCGGUUGGUCUAAUAUAUGAACGUGGCAGCAUAUUAGCAUAUCCGUAAAAUCUAUUUCAAAAUUCCUUUCUCUUCUUGAUGGGUUUAGUGUUGGGGGAGAGCAUUAGCUUUUGUUAAACCACCUGAUGACUUGUUCAGUUUGACAUAUGAAUGUGAAGUUUAGUUUUCAUCUCUCUUUUGGGAAAUUAUUGUUUGAAGUCCUUCAAUUUGACAUCAUUCUCAUUUCUAUGCUUAGUUCAUAACCAUACCGUGAUGAACUCCUGCCAAUUCUAGUCAUUCAUACUUCAUAGGCUGACAAAAAUAAAGCAGGAUUUCCUUGGUAGUUGAUAGUGGUGAGCUGACACUUAAUAUGCUUGAUGAACCUACACAGAUAUAUUGUAUGAUUCGUGGUCCCCUGCGAUGAC
Molecule: messenger RNA, 3029 nt
Organism: Prosopis cineraria
Lineage: Eukaryota; Viridiplantae; Streptophyta; Magnoliopsida; Fabales; Fabaceae
Product: probable ubiquitin-conjugating enzyme E2 16
Exons: 5
Coding region: 117-503 (128 amino acids)
Source: RefSeq, a predicted model, not a curated record